Paramuricea clavata is the source of this 3468-nucleotide messenger RNA. The record is from the annotation of a GenBank genome assembly. NCBI's taxonomy places the organism in Eukaryota, Metazoa, Cnidaria, Anthozoa, Malacalcyonacea, Plexauridae.
AUGGAUUUCAAACGAAAUUUUUACCUGUAUUUUUGCGAAGUUACUCGCUGUCUCUGACGUUAAUCAGCUUCACACGUCUUCUCAGUUUACCUUGGCUGUUAAAACCAUUGUGGGCGCCUCUUGUUGAUAAGUAUGGUAGCAAAAUUUCAUGGGUUAAAUAUAACCUUUUUGGGAUGGCUGUAUGUUACUUGGUUGCUUCGUGUAUAUCAUUGAGUAGUGUUUCAUUGACUGUGCUUGUUGUUGCUUGUUUGAAUAUCAUGGCUGCCACUCAGGAUAUUGCUGUUGAUUCCCUAUUUGUGAGUCACUUGACUCCUGAGGACAUUGGUGAGUUUUCCUUUUCAUCUAAUUUUAUAAAUAUCUUUAAUGCGACAAAAAAUAAACUGAUCAGAUGGAUUUAGUCCAAACAAAGUGUAAACAAAAAACUGUAAAUCACAUUAGAAUAUAUUAAUACAAAUAUACAGAAAACUACAACAAAUACUUCCUUCGCCGGCCUGGUCAAACAAAUUAAAAUAAAAUGGUAUAGGGAUGAGACGAUAAGGAAAAUUGCCGAUUACUGAGGCCGAUUAUUUAUAAGCCGAUUAUCAUAACUAAUCGGCCGAUUAAUCGGUACCUGCCGAUUAUUUUAAAAAGCAAGAAAAAAAUCACAAGAUGACCAACAAUGAAGUUAUAAAUGCGGUUUUAUUGUUCACAAUACAGACUAAAUCAGUUUCAAUCUCGCAUGUCAACAGUCAAAGUUUAGUUUUGGCAGAUUAUGAUGUAAAAACAGGAUAUUGUUGGCUUUAUGCGGGGAUAGUCUGCUGCAUUACUCAGUGGAAAUGUUCCCAGCCUCACUGAACACGCGCUACAAAUAUAUGCAUUUUAUUAGAAAUAUCAGGAUUCGUUUAAGCCAAUCAGAAAACAGAAUAUGGUAUAUUGACUCAACCACAGAAUAACAACUCAACGCAUAGGAAUGCGUUGGUGUUUUAACUACUUUUAUCUCAAAGCCACUUGUGUGAGACAAAAGACGCGGGUUUUGCAACAAAAUGUGAAAAUCUAUUCGCUUGUAUUCAGUAUUUUAGCAUGUGCUUGGCAGCUGCAGAAAAAGUCUUAUAGCCGAUUAUUUGCCGAUUAUCAGGCAAUAAUCAGCCGAUUACCGAUUAUUUAAAAAAUGGCUGAUUAAUCGGCUUUGCAGAUUAUUUACCGAUUAAUCGGCUCAUCCCUAAAAUGGUAUAUAGCGUAGGAAAUCUCAGCUAUUCCUAUUAUUAUGACAGGAUUAGGAAAUAUUGCCCAAGUUGUUGGAUACAAAACUGGUUCAUUAUUUGGAGGUGGAUUCCUCGGCUGGUUGUCUUCAUCGUAUCCAUGGCAACAGUUAUUUUUCCUUCUCUUUGUUAUGUAUAUAAUUUCAGCUCUAUUAUGUUCACCCAUCUUUGUCAACUUAAUGUUUCCACAAAUAAUACAACCCAAAGACAUAGGGAAAACACUUCUUGGCAAUGAAAAAACACCUGUUGACAAAAGUUCAAAACAUGUACAACCUCAUUCCAAUUGCACAAAAUUUAGUGAAACAUGUGAAAAUGUUAAUAAAAAUGGACCAAAUGUCACUGACCGGAUGAAAAGCAAAGAGUAUUCCACAUUGGGGCUGAAUACAACCACAGAAAGGAGACAUUAUCAGGAUACGGUGCAGGAUGGCAAAAUGCAAUCUGCUAUGAAUAAAGACCCUGGUUCUUCAUCACAAAAUUCAGGGAAUUUUGUUAAAGCAAAAUUAGAAGGUUAUCUUAAUGUGUAUGGAAAAGUAUUGAAGGCCGAUGGCACAAAAUGGACAAUAGUUUAUGUUUUAAUUUACAAACUUGGUGAACAAGGCAUGAUUGCCAUACUGCCCAUGUUUGUACUUGAUGAAGGAAUGUCUUCAUCUGACACAGCCAUGUUGACUGGAGUUUUAUGUCAGUUUUGUUCAAUCUUUGGAUCUCUGCUUGCUGGAAUGCUAUUUUAUUGGUAGGUUGGUUUACAUAAGAUUAGUUUGUAAUAAAUACAUUUCUCUAAGAUAGACAUCUCUCCAACACAGAAAUAUCCCUAAUAUACACAUCUCUCUAACAAAGGUAUUUCUCUAGGACAGACAUAUUCCUAUAAAACAGAUAUUUCUCUAAGACAGACAUCUCUUUAACACAGAAAUAUCCCUAAUAUACACAUCUCUCUAACAAAGGUAUUUCUCUAGGGCAGACAUCUCUCUAGGGCAGACAUAUCCCUAGGGCGGACAUAUCCUUAUAAAACAGAUAUUUCUCUAAGACAGACAUCUCUCUAAGACAGACAUAUCCCUAUAAAACAGAUAUUUCUCUGAGACAGACAUCUCUCUAGGGCAGACAUAUCCCUAUAAAACAGAUAUUUCUCUAAGACAGACAUCUCUCUAAGACAGACAUCUCUCUAAGAUGGACAUCUCUCUAAGAUGGACAUCUCCCUAUAAAACGGAUAUUUCUCUAAAACAGACAUCUCUAAGAUAGACAUCUUUCUAACACAGAUAUUUCUCUGAGAUAGACAUCUCUCUAACACGGACAUAUCCCUAUAAAACAGAUAUUUCUCUAAGACAGACAUAUCGCUAUAAAACAGAUCAGACAUCUCUUCUCUUUAUUUAAAUAUGAAGUAAGUGACUCGUAUUAAAAUCUAUACUUCUAGGGAUGGUUUACAAAGCACAUUGGCCAUCUUAUCAACCGUACGUUUCUUGACUGCCUGUGUGCUAACUUGGCUUGGAUUUUUUAAUUCAUUAACCACAAAUUGGAUUGGGUUUGUUGUCUCUGACUGUCUUCUUCAUGUAGUCUCAGGCAUGAUAACAACUCUCACGUUCACGUUGAUGGUUGCAUGCUCCCAGAAAUGUCCGAGAAUCCUUUCUGCAACACAUUACUCCACUUUAGCAACAUUUGAAGUUCUUGGAAAGCUAUGUAUGGUGUCAGUUUCUGGAACGGUGGUCGAUAUGAUCGGUUAUACAAAGUUUUUUGUCAUUUGUACUUGUCUGACGCUGCUCCCAAUAAUUCUCCUGAGGACAGGGAAUGCAAAUUUUCAACAGGCAAAAGUUGAGGUGAAGGAUUAAUAGUAAACAAUCUCAGUGCAUGUGGACAAAUUAUAACGAACAAUCUUAAUUCACAUGCCUAGUUAAGAUAGCUCUAGUUUAUAACUGAAGCUAUUGAUACUCCAGAGUGGAAGCCCUAUUGCCUUUGUUGAAGAUAUCACCAUUGUAUCUCUGUCCUUAAAUGCCUUAACCAUCUAGCUAACUUUGUUUUUAACCUUAUCAAGCCCCAGAUAGUGGCAGAUACAUAGUUCUAAAACACGCCAGAAUAACAACUACAACUUUCCACGCCCACUUACAAAUUGGGGAAAACAACAAUUUAAUAUAUAUCACCUAUAUUGCGCUAAAACAAUCUAUUAAUUUUCAACUCUUUAAAACCAAACAAAAACAUUUUAUCUAAUUGAACUGAACUUUUUCCAACAACAAUUAAGUAUAUG